Entrophospora sp. SA101 is the source of this 2190-nucleotide messenger RNA. The record is from the annotation of a GenBank genome assembly. Lineage: Eukaryota; Fungi; Glomeromycota; Glomeromycetes; Entrophosporales; Entrophosporaceae.
AUGGAGGGCAUACUUUUAAUUGACAAACCAACUGGUCUAACUUCCCAUCAAGUUGUUAAAAUUAUUCGGCAAAGGCUAAAUAUUAAAAAAGUAGGGCAUGCUGGCACCCUUGACCCCUUGGCAACUGGUUUACUAGUAAUUAUGUUGGGUAAAACUACUAAAUUAAUUGCCGAAAUCAUUAAUACGUUUAAUAAUCACGCUUAUUACCAACAACCACCCAUUUACUCGGCUAUCAAGUUCCAAGGCAAAAAAUUAUAUGAAUAUGCCCGCCGAGGAAUAAAAAUCGAAGUUCCGUCCCGACUAGUAAUCAUCAAAAAAAUAAAAUUAUUAGACUAUAACCAAACCGACGGAAUAAUAAGUUUUAUGGCAGAAUGUAGUAAAGGCACUUAUAUUCGCAGUCUAGUUCAAGAUAUAGCCAAAAAAUUAGGAACAGUUGCUAAUGUAAAAGAAUUAAGGAGAAUUAGUUCUGGUAAUUUUCAUAUUUCCCAAGCCAGUCAAUUAGCCGAACGGUUAAAAACUUAUAUUAUAAAUGAAAGAAGAAUUCCCCCUGAUUUACCAAAUGAUAUUGCGGCUGACUUAGCACUCAAUUUGGCUUUACCCAUUUCCCACCAAACUAAGCGCUAUAUUAAUAUUCGCUUGCCUAAUACUUAUUAUCAAGGAUUUUGCCAGAAUACUUAUCAAAGCCAAGGAAAUAAUUUGCGACCAGAAAAAAAAAAUAUUCAUAUAAAUUUAGAAUAUGUUUCCGCUAAUCCGACUGGUUAUUUACAUUUGGCACAUUUUCGUCAUGGCUUUACUGGUAAUGCCUUAGCCAAUGUUUAUCAAUUCCUCGGCUAUCAAGUAACUCGGGAAUAUUAUAUUAAUGACCGCGGAGGGCAAAUUACUUCUCUAAUUAACUCUAUCUACCAUUUUUAUCACCACUUACAAGGUGUUCCGCUUUCCGAAAUAGUAAAAGUGGAAUAUGCGGGCAAAUCUAGUCAAGAAAUAGCCCAAAAAUUAGUAGAAAAUUUAUACGAAAAAAAUAAGCACCGGGAACUGCUGAAAGAAUUAAAAGAAAAAGAUUUAAUUUAUACCCAAGAAAAAGCCAUUUUUUUUCGCAGCAGUUUAGGUGCGGACCAUCAUGGUUCUAUUGCCCGACUGAAAAGUGCCUGGCAAUUGUUAGGGUAUAAGACGGAAAACUUACAAAUAAUUUUGGUGCAAAUAGUUAACUUACUGACGAAAGAAGGAGAAAAAGAAAGAUUUUCCAAACGAGCCGGAAAUACUAUUGAAUUAGCCGAAGCGUUAGAAUAUAUGGAUAUGAACCAAUUAAAAUUUUUCCUGUUAGAAAAAGAACCCAAUCAACCCCUAACUAUUAACACGGAAAUACUAAAAGAAAAACAAGAAAAAACUGGUCUUUAUUAUAUCCAAUACGCUCAUGCUCGCUGCCAGCAAUUAGGAAAAAAGUCCCAAGUAAAAGGAUUAGAUAAAAUUAGUUUACAAAUUAAUUUAUUAGGCGAAAAGGAACGAAAAAUAUUUAAUUUAUUAAUUCAGGAGGACAAGCCCGAACUAACUUCCCAAAAAUUACUUUUAGUGAAAAAUAUUCAAAUAAUUUUACGAUUAGGUUUAAACUUGUUGGGAAUCGAAGCCCCUGAAAGCAUAAAUGAGAUAGAAGAAGUUGAUAACAAGUUAGGUGAAACUUGGGAAACAGAAGAAUUAGAAAGUAGAAUUGAAGUUCCGCCAAAGCAAGAGGAUUUAGAACAAGAACUAGAAAAAGACCUCCAACACUUAGAAGCCAUUACUAAAAAACCGCGGGAAUUCCUCAUUAAAGAGGCGUUAAUUAGAUACAUCGAGGACAUGGAGGAUAUUCGCGAUGUUGAAAAAUAUAUCAAAGAUAAAAAAAAGACCAAGUUAAGUAUUAUACUAUUAACUCAAAUUGGCCGAGCAAUAGCGGAAAAGAUUUUUAAUAAAAUACUUAAUCGUGGUGAGCCUCUGACUCGUGAAUACCAAGGUCUAUAUCGUUAUCGUGAAGUUAAAGGUUAUCGCCCAGUUUUAGUUAUUUCGGCUAAAUGGUAUAAUGAGGAAAGUGAGCGGAUUACUGUUUUACCUUUAACCCGAGCCUUUAAUAAGGAAGGACAUCCGAAAUAUGUUUAUGCUGGUGAAGAACCAAGAGAUACUUCUUUUUUUGAUUUAUCUACUCUUAUAAAAAAACUCUAG